This is a messenger RNA of Magnolia sinica, 474 nucleotides long. RefSeq lists its product as uncharacterized. Lineage: Eukaryota; Viridiplantae; Streptophyta; Magnoliopsida; Magnoliales; Magnoliaceae. The transcript is spliced from 4 exons. The record is from RefSeq and is a predicted model, not a curated record. Bases 1 to 474 code for a protein of 157 amino acids. Gene Ontology annotation, molecular function: protein heterodimerization activity; DNA binding; structural constituent of chromatin. Gene Ontology annotation, cellular component: nucleosome.
AUGGUAGUGGUUCAUGCAAAAUGGUCACGUGUCCUACAUGCCUUUGCACCGGGAUGGCAAUGGCAAGCAAGAGUGAUCCUCGAAUUGACCCCUUCAUUUAGUGGUGCAUUGCAUCAUUGUGUCUCUUGUCAUCAGCUGAAAAAUGAUAAUGUCAUGUUAGUUGCAUCUUCAAGCUGGCUAAACAUCAUACCUGCCCCGGUUGAUGGCACAAGCUUGCAUGAAUCUCUUGUCUAUUUGGCUACUGUUCUUGAGUACUUGGCUGCUGGGGUUUUGGAGCUGGUUGGGAAUGCUGCUAGAGACAAUAAGAAGUCCUGCAUCAUUCCAAGGCAUCUUUUGGCUGUCAGAAAUGAUGAGGAGCUUGGGAAAUUGCUAGCUGGUGUGACAAUUUCAAGUGGUGGUGUUUUGCCAAACAUAAACUCUGUUCUCUUGCCUAAAAAGUCUAAGGAAGCUUCAAAAUCUCCAAAAAAGAAUUGA